GUCACUAUCAUUUCCGGGGUAAAUUUGUAACUCGUAUCAUAACAUACCUUGCCAUCCUUGAUAACCAGCACAUACAUGUCAACGGCCGUGUUAAUAGCCGCUGUUGUUGGCGGCGGGGUUCUGCUCCUCAUGCGCCGUCUCUUCCCCCGGCGGAAAGCAGUAAAGCUGCUCCAGUAUCCGACCGACACCAUGUGUGGAAAAACUGUGAUAGUGACCGGGGCUAACAGCGGGAUAGGGAAGGCCUUGGCCGGGGAGCUGCUGAAGCUUCGCGCCCGGGUCAUCAUGGCCUGCAGGGACCUGCGGAGCGCCGAGGACGCGGCCCAGGACCUGAGGAGCCAAGCCGGGCCAGAGCAGGGGGAGGUGGUCAUCAAGCACCUGGAUUUGGCUUCCCUCCGAUCUGUCCGGAACUUUUGUGAGGAAAUAAACAAGGAGGAACCUAAGCUUGAUGUGCUGGUCAACAACGCCGGGAUCUAUCAGUGUCCCUACACGAAGACAGAAGAUGGUUUUGAGAUGCAGUUUGGAGUGAAUCACCUGGGCCACUUCCUCCUCACUCACCUGCUGCUGGACCUCCUGAAGGCCUCGUCUCACAGCCGCAUUGUCGUCGUUUCCUCCAAACUCUACAAAUACGGCCACGUCAACUUUGACGACUUGAACAGCGAAGGGAACUACGACAAAGCUUUCUGCUACAGUCAGAGCAAGCUGGCCAACCUGCUGUUCACGCUCGAGCUGGCUCAUCAGCUCGAGGGCACGGCGGUCACGGUCAACGCCCUCACCCCGGGGAUGGUGAGGACCAGACUGGGCCGGCACAUCCAAAUCCCUCUGCUGGCUAAGCCGCUGUUCCAUCUUGCCUCGUUGGUCUUCUUGAAGAGUCCGUUGGAGGGAGCCCAGACGCCGCUCUAUCUGGCCUGCUCCCCCGAGGUGGAGGGGGUGUCGGGGAAGUGCUUCGCUAACUGCGAGGAAGAGGAGUUGAUGGCCAAAGCUACAGACAAACAGGCGGCCAAGAAACUGUGGGACAUAAGCAGGAGGAUGGUUGGACUCGCAGAGUGACCACGGGGCCAGUUCUGAGGACCGGACUGUUAGGGAAUUAAGUGUUCUUGGACGACUUUGUUAAUCCGCUUUUGCUUGCAGACAUCAUUGUGCAAGAGAUGGGUUGUGAAAAAUCCUCUCUUUUUUUUUUCCUCCCUGGGGAUGAAAACUUUAAUGGAAAGACAUGUUGUGCCUCUGAAAUGGGAUAAUUAGCAGACUUUGUGCUACAUUACAGAACUGAUUAGAUCUCAUAUUAUGAUUUGAAUUUUAAGAGGUGCCUGUUGAAGUAAAGUUUUAAAAGAAGUUUUGUAGUAAUUUUUUUCUUCCAGGUAACUCACCUCUUUAUUUGUGGGGAAGUUAAAAGCAGGGUUAGGUUUUAUAGUAAUAUCCCAGGCUUUUAAGUUCUCACACAGCAGCUCAAUCUGUCAUCUGAAAAUGAAAAGAGCAUAAAAAUUCUCAAGAACCGACCAUUCAACUAAGCUGACAAAGAAUCAUUCAGUGAAACAGCCAGGAGGUGUUAAUAAAUCUGGAGGAGCUGUGGAGAUCUGAAGCUUUAGUGGGAGAAUUUUCCAACAGGACAGCUGUUAGUUGUGCUCUCCAAAAAUCUGGAUUUUUUUUCACAAAGUGGCACAGAAAAAACUGGGAGAUGCAAACCACGCAUCAUGCUAUGCUCUGCUGUGACGGUCUGUCAUAUAUAAUCCAUAUUAAAUACAACAAAUCGUG
Molecule: messenger RNA, 1749 nt
Organism: Poecilia reticulata (guppy)
Lineage: Eukaryota; Metazoa; Chordata; Actinopteri; Cyprinodontiformes; Poeciliidae
Gene: rdh14b
Product: retinol dehydrogenase 14b
Source: RefSeq, a predicted model, not a curated record